Molecule: messenger RNA, 3961 nt
Organism: Dimorphilus gyrociliatus
Lineage: Eukaryota; Metazoa; Annelida; Polychaeta; Dinophilidae
Source: the annotation of a GenBank genome assembly
AGUCAGUUAAACAGCGGCGAACUUGCGGCAUACUUUAAACUUUUUCCUUUUUUAGGUGAGUAAUAAACCGAAUUGUUUGUUAUCGUUAAACGUAGUUUUUUCACGAUUAUUUAAGUGCGAUUAAAUACUAGCGGUUUGGUUGGUUGACGAGUAAACGAUAUAUUAAUAUUAUAUAUAUAUAUAUAUAUAUAAAUUUAUAUGGAAAUAUUAAUAGAUUAUAUAUAUAUAUACAGUAUAUAUAUAUAUAUAUAAGCAAUGCGGCUUUUAAAGUGAAGAAAGUAAAUAUUGUUGAGAGUAAAGUAAAGUUUGUAACUAAAACCAGGGAAACCAAUUUUAAUCCGUCUAAAAAUCGAUAGGUUGUCAAACUUUUUAGAUGCAUCUAUAACAAACAAGUAGACGGUGUCUAAUCUAGUCGCAUCAAGUGACAUUAAGUAUGCUUUUUCUGUUGAGUUUGUCUUAAGCUACACCCGUUGCGAGAUUGUUCAUUGAUAAUUACAGGGCGGGCCAAAUGUCUCUAUCUCCAUCUCACUCGUCAACACUUCCUCGUUCCUCCUUUCCCCCUAUUUCUAUUCCCCCUUCUCUCUCUUCUAUUUUUUAUCUAUUUGUUUUUUUUUGUCAAACCAUCGCUGUUCGUGCUGAAAUGUCUUUUGAGAAAAACCGCUGGGCUUCCUCAUAGCCUAAGGCCGACAGCUUAUUUUCGUCUUAAAUGAAUUCUUUUAUGAGUGUAAAUCAUAAUUCUGUAAAAAAUCCCACUAUUACGGUGGUAUGCUCGGCACCGCACUGACGUCUUUGUAAAACAUAUUGAAGGGAGGACUUUCACGUAAGACGAGAAACUUCAAUCAGCACAAUGGCAUGAGAAACUUCGAUCAGCUCCGAAGAGACAUUGAUUUAUCAUGGUUCGAUCUAAUUCAUAUGCAGGUGUUGUCAGUUAAUUUUCACCAAUUUGCAUCUUUUGUGAAUUCCUUUUCAUUAAGCCGCCCACCUCAUUUAUUUUAAAUGAAACAAAGCUAUAUACUUUCGCCGCUUUCUGUUGGUCGCAUUAAGCAUUUAAUUAAUUUCCAUUUGGUUUCCAAGAACUACCAACUUUUUCAACCAAUCGAAAUCGAUUUGUUUUUCUCUUUCCUAUCAUUGAUUUGUCAGCUCCGUCUAUUCAUUUCUCGCCCCUUGACAAACAUUUAACAUAGCGGAUCGAAGAAUGAUUCUCCUCUUCUGGAGAAUUUUUUCCUUUCCCCCAAUUACGUAAUUAUAGGUAUUGAUUUAGGUCCCUCUCCCCUUUCCCCCUCCCUUACAGUCUAUCAACUAUCUAUUACUAUUAAUCGUACGGUAUAUAGAAACCGAUUUAUUGAUUUUUUUUCAACUCUUUAAAAAAAAAAACCUUCCUAAAUGUUAGAGCACAAUCUAUUGUUUAUUAAAAUAAGAAACGUUAAAUAACGAACGAUGUGAGAUAGAUACACUUCGGAUCGAGUAGUUGUUAUUUCGAAUAUGGGAUGGGAGGGGGAAAAAACUCGUAAAAAUAUCCGAUUUUGAGACGAGAAGUAAAUGAAUGAAUGUUUUCCCUUAAAAAAUCAGAAAGUAGACUAAGAACAGAAAUGAAAAGAACGAGAAAGAGAAGGAGAAGAAAAGAAUAAGAGGAGAAAGGAAGAGAGAAUGAAAGAAGUUUUAAGAGAAAUACUUAUCACAUUAUAUAGAAGAGAAAAUUUCAUCUGGCGAAAUAUAAUCUUAAAUUUAUUAAUUAUUGAUUAUCGAUUAUUAUUAUAAGUAUUAUAACUCUUAUUGAGUUUGUAAAGUACCAUUGAAAGACGUAAACAAACUGAAUGAAUUGCAAACAAAAAAAACUAUCAAGUGAAAUCAUCGAAACCCCGUGUAAAGAAUGGAAAGAUGAAAAAAUUUACACAACCUGCUAUUAGAUCGAUAAAGUCGUCAUAUGUGAGAAAAAUUUGAUAGACAUUUCAACAAAAAGACAGCCAGAAGCAUCUGUUGGACAAACAAUAUGGGAUUGAUCUGCAAACUAAUAGGCCUAUUUUUGUAUAGGGCGUAUAUCGAACGCCAAUCCAGCUCUCGAGCGUCCUUAUAGACGCCUGAGAGAACGUCGUGACUUAAAAAGCUUGAAAGAAACACGACUAGAAGCAAGUCGAUCCCGUAAAAAGCUAAUGAUAGACGUGACGUAGCAGACGAACGACAAGAGGCGAAACAACGAUGCUAACCCUGCAAAUUAUCUUUCUCAGCAUAGUCGGAUUGGUACUACCAUCGAAGCUAAAGUCGAAUGCCAGCGAUCUUCAUAAGAUUGUCAGUAAAUUGUUUGCGGAAAAGUACGAUGGAGAAAUUCGGCCAAAUGUUGAGAAUGAUCAGCCAGUCAAGUGCUAUUUGAAUUUCAGGAUAAAUUCAAUGUCAGCUUUAAGAGAAGUGUCGAUGGAUUAUAAUGUCAAUAUCUACCUUCGACUCCGGUGGAAUGAACCUCGUCUAUCUUAUGGUCAUCAUAAGGGAUACGAAAAUGGCAGUUAUACUCUGUCGCACAAACAAUUUUCCAAGCUUUGGAUUCCCGAUGUAUUUAUUAAGAAUGAAAAGGACGGCAAACUACAUGAUUUAGUGCUACCGAAUCGAUUGUUGCGUUUGUACCCUAAUGGCAAUAUUUUGUACAGUCAAAGACUUAGCUUGACAUUAGCAUGCGAAUUGGAUUUGGCUCGUUUUCCUCUUGAUAAUCAAACGUGUAAUUUCGUCUUCGCCAGUUACGCUCAUACAUUAAAGGAUCUGGAAAUUCUUUGGGAUAACGAAAGAAACGCUACCGCUGUGGCCGAAGGCUUAAAACCACCUGAAUUUGAAUUGCUUGAAAUUAGCGGUCGUUACUGCACGUCUGGAACGUCGACAGGAGCCUACGCAUGCCUGGAAGCCAUUCUUAAAUUUCAGCGUAAAGUCAACUAUUACCUCAUUCAAGUAUAUUUACCAUCUUUGUUGGUUGUUGUUUUGUCGUGGGUCUCCUUUUGGAUCGAUACGGAUGCCGUACCGGCGAGGAUAACAUUAGGACUGUUGACAGUCCUAACGAUGACUACGCAGAGUUCUAACUUUGCCGCCAGAAUGCCUCGCGUGUCAUACGUAAAGGCCAUAGAUGUUUGGAUGGCUAUGUGUCUGGUGUUUGUAUUUGGCGCUUUAAUUGAAUAUUCCUUUGUCAACGUCCUUGCGAGAAGAGCAAAGCCAAAACAGGAGAAUAUGAUAGCCGCACUCGUUAAACAAGUACAUGUUCAUACAAAUACAGCGGCGAACGGUGGUGAGGGGAGGAGAUCGCUAGCCAAAGAUCCGAAAGGACGAGACGAAGCCGAAACAGAACUUAUGCUAAGGGACGGCGAUAAGGUGAAUACUGCUGUAUGCGCUCAGUCCUGUUCGAAGACUAUGAAGAACAAAGCAGGCUUAGUGGAUAGAUUUAGCAGGUUCAUGUUUCCUCUGGCGUUCGGUAUUUUUAACUUGUUCUACUGGGUUUUCUACUUGACAAAUAAGAGCUCUAACCAAAGACGUUGAAUUUAAAGAGAUUCUACUGCAACAACUGCUGAUUAUCCUUUACUAAGAUGGGAAAACUUCAAAUUUAUAGACAAACAAACUAUAAUUAAAAGAGAAAAAAAUGAAAAAAAGAACAGACAGUAAAUACGGUAUAGAUAAAUUGCUAAAGAAUUAUUUACUACUGUACAUACUGUACAUUCAUCCAUGUAUGUGGCCAUAAUUUAUAUGUAUACGUCAAAAUAGUAAUAGAGAUACAAAUACUAAUAAUACUACUAACGAUAGUAAUAAGAACAAUAAUAACGAUCAAAAAUAAUAUUAUUAUCCAUUACAAUAUCACAUAAUAAAGCAGAAAAAGAGGAAGAGGAAGAAAAAACUCCUGUGUGUUGUUACUAUUAAUCGCACAAUCCCGUAACUGGGUACUGGAGUAGCCUGUAGCAAAAAGCUCGUACUUUUUUAAGAUAGCUGAUGGCCC